Alternaria triticimaculans is the source of this 4269-nucleotide messenger RNA. RefSeq lists its product as uncharacterized. Gene Ontology annotation, molecular function: hydrolase activity, acting on carbon-nitrogen (but not peptide) bonds. The record is from RefSeq and is a predicted model, not a curated record. Bases 1 to 4269 code for a protein of 1422 amino acids. NCBI's taxonomy places the organism in Eukaryota, Fungi, Ascomycota, Dothideomycetes, Pleosporales, Pleosporaceae. The transcript is spliced from 8 exons. Gene Ontology annotation, biological process: carbohydrate metabolic process.
AUGACACAUCCAAACUUUGCUGGUCAACAUGCGUGUCUUUGGGACUAUGGGUUAGCAUGCGAUGGCACCCAAUGGCCUCCAGGAUUCAAUACAUCAGAUACGCCUCGGCCCAAGCUGGGAGAUGUUCCCUACGGAACGAAGAUCUUUAAUUGCAAAGUGGAGAAUACGCUUGCCCUCACAUACGAUGAUGGUCCCCGGGAGUGGACAGCAGAUUUGCUGGACAUCCUGAAGGCCAACGGCGUCAAAGCGACGUUCUAUAUCAGAACAAUUAACCUGUACUGGGAGCUGAUAGCCCAUAAGUUCGACGAGAGGUCUGCGCUUAUUAGAAGAAUAUACAAGGAAGGACACCAGAUUGCAGGGCAUACCUGGGGCCACAAGGACUUGGACAAGAUGACUCCGCACCAACGCAGAGACGAACAGAUAAAAGCAGAGAUUGUUCUCAACGACAUCCUAGGAUUUUUCCCGACCUACAUGCGCCCGCCCUUCAACAUCUGCGGCCCUGAAUGCCAGGCCGAAAUGGGAGAGCUCGGCUACCAUGUGACUGCAGCCGACCUUGAUGGACGAGACUGGGCAGGUAAUUACACCUAUACGGAAGAGAAUUUCAUGGAGAAGAUCAAGGGCAAGAACCGUAACGGGGUUCGGGCCUGGUUGGGCCUGGCGCACGACACCCACGAAGCAACCAUGUCUCGCACCGCCAUACCACGUGCCGCACUACGUCUCAGCUCAAGAAGCCCGUUAUGCACAUCUUCGAGGUCAAUUGAGGCGCCGAGCCGCAGUCUGCCUCUCCUGCGCCCAACACCACAAUGCUCGUCCCACGCCACCCGGAGCUUCUCUAUAAGCACACAAUUGCAGAAGAAGGCCGGUAAAGCGAACAAAGCCCACGCGCGAACCGACUCCGCACCUCCCGUCAGCAACCCGGGCCCAUUGACACCUACCGACGAAGCCUACGAUGUCUCAGGCCUGGAGGCACAGAUCCUCAAGGCUCUGGAGAAGCUUACGCAUGACCUCAGCCAAUUGCGCAGUGGAGGAAAGACGAACCCUGAGAUCGUGGAGAACUUAAAAGUGCAACUGGGCACGGCAGGAAACAAAGAGACGGUGAGACUGGGGGAUAUCGCACAGGUUGUUCCCAGAGGGAGAAUGUUCAAUGUCAUUUGCGGGGAAGACACGCAUGUCAAGCACGUCACAAGCGCCAUUGCCGCCUCACCGCACUCGCUCACGCCUCUCACGCCCGAACCUUCGAACCCACUCACCAUCCAAGUACCGCUCCCACCGCCAACGGGAGAAUCGCGUCGCGCAGCCGUCGAGUCGGCCGUCAAGGCUUCUGAGCGAGCAGACAAGCUGAUACAGCAAGGACGCCAGGAACACAACAAGAAGUUGAGGAAGUUCGAGCUGAAUCGCGAUGUGCUACCGGAUGACCUUCAGAAGGCGAAGAAGAAGAUGGAGGAGGUGGUGAAGAAGGGACACGAGGAGGUUAAGCGCAUCAGCGAUGGCGCGAAGAGGGUGCUUGAGAGGUUUCAAUUGGACGAUGUAGCAGCCGGCAUCAACACGAGCAAUGCGAGCGGCUCAGCCUCCACAACAGUGCUUGGCGCGACACCCGCGCAUCAUCUGGGCACUACAAUCAAUACAACGUCCACAACCCGGGCUGAAGGUGUUGUGGUCACUCGCCUGCCUAUGGAAGACGACCUCGAACUACCACCUAGCACCGAUGCGAAGUCGAUCUUCCACAUCUACGAGAAGCACAAGUGUCAUAAAGGCAUUACACCAGUCCUCGAUCCUACUCUUGAACGACGGUCUGGCCCAACGAUCAAAGAACAGAAGACUACACGCAAGAAGGAGAGAGAGCGUCAAGACGCUGGACUACCUAGUGUAGAACCAGACGAUAAUGCUUUCUUCCUUCACCGACCAUACCUCGCCUUCCACGUACCGCCUCACGUAAUUUACACUGGCAGCAGUAAUUACACCGCGCAGCCAGCUAUCCUGAUACAAGAAGGUUGUUUCUGGAAAGAGUAUAAACUCCAACUCCUCCCAUCCACCCCCGGCAUACUCGACCCACGCGGUGUGGUACCAUGGCGCCACAACGCUGUAGACAAGAACGCCCUCAAGCACGAUCACCAUAAGCUCAAAGGGUACAAAGUGCGGACGUGGAGGUUGUGGGGUGAGACGGGCAAGGAAUACGUUCAUUCCGUGAAAGAAAUCCGCAAGACUGGCGAAGGAAGAGAUCCCGAUAUGAUUACGACGACGGAUGGCAAGUUAGAAGAACCUGCGACGGCCGAAGAAGUGGUGUAUCUGCGUUGGAAGAGCCCUCUUUCUCGUAACACGAGAUGCUAUCAUUUCCAGUAUGUCGGUAUUGACUUUUUCUGGAAAGGAACAGGUACUAUCAAGGAAUCUCGUACGUGUGGUGUCUUGUUGCGAUUUAACCAUCUGAAGCUAGUCGCCAGGCUACCAGUCACUGAAAAGAAGAAAGAGGAGCGAGAUGAGGUGUGUUUGGGAGUAUACACGUCGUCUGUUGCGAGUAGAAAGAGUGGUGCUUUGAAGUUAUUCGAUGUUGUUAUCUUGCGUCUCAUCAAUGAAAACGCGCCCCAGAUGCUACUUCGAAGUGAGGAAGGGGCGGAAGAAGAAGAGGCGGAAAGGCCUCUGAGGCGAUACGGGCAGACGGCAACACAGCGCAAAGACGAGGAUGACGGGAAACAGGAGCUGGAAGACGCAGGAAACAAUGGUCAUGGACCAGACGCGGAGGCCGAAAAGGAGGAAGGCGCAUUCACGCGACGCAUGCGAGAAAUGAGUGAAGACGCGCUGGAAUCGGGAGGGCAUGGCGCCGUCAAAGCUGUGGAAGAGGCAGGCUUCAGUGCAGACCUCAAGGCACAGCUCGAACAGCGAAUCGCAUCUGCAAACCUCCGGUCGUCUGAAGCAGAGCUGCCCGCCUUCGCCUCCCGCCACACACGCGAGCUUGCCACAACAGAAGCCUGGACCGGCACCGAGUCCAUCCACGAUGCGAGCCUGCGCAUGCUGAACGACGCCCAUAAGCCGCUGCGACUCGGGCGACCAGCCAAGAUGCCAGGCGUUCCUAUACCCCAGUCCAUUGAUACCGGACAUGCUCGGAGCAAGGAGGGGCGGGGCGUGAGAUUGGCCAACGCACGCGACAGGAGCACCGUCUACGCUUCCAUCAACGAAGACGAAAGUAUAGAGGCUUUCGACCGAGAGAAGCGAUUGCAAGACCUCAAAGACCGCUUCGAACCAGGGGCGCGUACCAUCGUCCCUGGCUCUAUCCAAGGGAUCGCAUCUCUUGCGAAUAAAAGGAUUGAAGAUGCCAUCGCUCGUGGCCAGUUCAAGAACAUCCCGCGCGGAAAAAAGGCCAACAUCGAAAGAGACUACAACGCAUCGAGCCCCUUCAUCGACACGACCGAAUACUUCAUGAACAAGAUUAUACAAAAGCAAGAGAUUGUACCGCCGUGGAUCGAAAAGCAGCAGGAGCUCACGUCGGCUGCAAGCAAGUUCAGAACUCGACUACGGGCGGACUGGAAGAGGCAUGCUGCGCGCGUGAUAGCCAGCAAGGGCGGAUCGCUACUCGACCAGAUCAAGACAGCUGAGGCAUUCGCAAAGGCAGAGCUGAUUGCAAACCCUCUGAGAAGGAAACAACAAGAGACCCUCACCACUGUUGACGAUGACGGGCACAUGUCACAAAUUACCUUGUCAGGAGGGUUGAAGGUAGACUCAGGCGAAGGGUCCAACGCGGAGCCAGUAGUCACGGAAGAAGUCGUAGCAACGAAGGUUACGUUUGAUGCCUCCCCAGAAGCUGUAGCGCAGGACCCAGCAGCAGCUACCGUAACAGAAACAACCACGGAAACCAUGGAAGUACCUGUUCAAGCUCCCGAACCAACAGUCGCACCAGCACCGUACCCUUUCCGCGACCCAGAUUGGGAGCGUAUCGAAGGCGGCUACUGGAAAGUCGCCAUCAAGGACCUCAAUGACAAGGCGCGCAGCUACAACCUCCUCGCACCCGAGCUAGCUAAACGACCCUACUAUAAUCUGCAGCGCGAGCUGAACUCCUGCUUCGCCGACGUCGCGCCCCAACUCGCCGGGGCCAUCCUCGAACGCGCACGCAAACCGCCCAAGAAAGCAGAUAGUUGGCAGAGCUCUGGCCAGAAGAGCGUGCUCGACAACAUCAUUGGAGGGCCAGUCCGCGUACGAGAUGAACGCCGCGAGAAGCAGUAUGGGUUCCGCCAAUUUUGGAAAGACCUCUGGGCCGACAAGUCCAGCAACCCUUAUUGA